This is a messenger RNA of Meloidogyne enterolobii, 1195 nucleotides long. NCBI's taxonomy places the organism in Eukaryota, Metazoa, Nematoda, Chromadorea, Rhabditida, Meloidogynidae. The record is from the annotation of a GenBank genome assembly.
GUAAGAGGGAAUGGGGAAAGUGAUUGUCCCUGGCAAGCAUGGGGACUAGGCCAAAAUGGCCAGACUCGGACCGAAAGAUCGAAUUGGGCUUAAGAUAUUUGGCCCGAAAGUAAAAAAGUACCAGCCCGAGUCGAUAAAAACAAGCCCGAAAAAAUUUCCUCGACCGUCGGCCCGACUUGAAACUGCAACCGUAGUUGUGACCUUCUAGGAGUUAUUUCUAGGCUGUUUCGUAUAGGUGCUCUACCGACUGAGCUAUUCAAUAUUUUACUCCAAUUGUAAAUUAAAUUUACAAAAAUUCUCACAAUUUCUCCAAAAAUUAAUUAUUUAAUCCGAACAAAUUAAAAUUUCUUUUGUUUUAACGCCCUCUCUUUUUAUUUCAAGUUUUUAUGGUUCCCAAACAUCAAUGGCCGCUGCAGCAGUUGUGGCAGCAGCAUCAGUUUCAGCAAUCCCUUCAUGUUCUGCAUCCUCUACAGUUUCCUCUUCUUCACAUUUUUUGGAUAAUUCUUCCUCUCUUUUAUUAAAUAACUCUUCUUCUUCUCCUCCUCCUUCAACAACCACAAAAUCUUUAAAUGUUCAAACAUUUCCGUGGAUGAAAAUGAAUGGACUUAGAGGUUGCAGUGACGGGAAACGUACAAGACAAACAUAUUCUCGUACACAAACUUUGGAACUUGAAAAAGAAUUUCAUUUUAACAAAUAUUUGACGAGAAAAAGACGACAAGAGAUCUCAGAAGCUUUACAAUUGACCGAAAGACAGGUCAAAAUUUGGUUCCAAAACAGACGAAUGAAACAAAAGAUCAUCAAUUCUGGUGGGCAUCGUAUCGGCUUCGCCUUCAAGACGACCAACCCUCGCCGUCUGAACAUGGACCCGCCCAACGGUGUGCUCGACCCGAAGGAGGCCAUCAACAUCGCCAUCUCUUGCGACGCCUUCGAUCCGGCUGCGGAAGCGACCAACAACGACCGUGUCACUGUCGAAUGGACCAACACCCCGGAAGGAGCAGCCAAGCAAUUCCGCCGCGAGUGGUUCCAGGGUGACGGUAUGAAAGAAAUAAAAUGUACGGAUUACGGCGCCACUGAAAGUGCUGGAGAAGAGGAGGAUCGAAUAGAAAGAAAUGUUCCAAUGACGUUGAUGAUGGAAGAUAAAAAUAAUUUAAACCUUUGCCAUUUACGGAGCAAUGGAAUUGGUCAUUCGCUUUGA